GUGCACUACACUACAGCAACGAUUACUUCGUUAUAUUGAGUUACAGAAGCCUAUUGUUUGCAGUUGAACUGUUAUCGCACGUAGGCCCGUUCAGAUUGGAUGAAGCACUGAAUCCGUUACCGUACAGCAACUCCUCCCUCCGCCUGUCCGAUCUAUCUGAUCUCUCUCUCAUCAUGGCUCCGGCGGCGGACAGGCCGGGCUACUGGGGAACACCGACCUCAACUCUCGACUGGUGCGAGGAGAAUUAUGUGGUCUCGUAUUACAUCGCCGAAUUCUGGAAUACUGUCAGUAACCUGAUAAUGAUUCUACCUCCCAUUUAUGGAGCUAUUCAGACGUGUAAAGAUGGCUUGGAAGUACGCUAUGUGUGGUCAUUUUUAGGCCUUGCUGCCGUAGGCAUCGGUUCAUGGAGCUUCCACAUGACACUACAGUAUGAAAUGCAGUUGCUGGAUGAGCUGCCGAUGAUCUACAGCUGCUGCGUCUUUGUCUACUGUCUAUAUGAGUGCUUCAAGCAAGAGCGUGCUGUUAACUAUUUGUCAAUUAUGCUUCUGCUGACCUUCAGUAUUAUUGUUAGUGUGGUUUACCUAAUAUGGAAGGAGCCUGUGUUUCAUCAGGUCAUGUACGCCGUACUAGUGGCGUUCUUGGUGAUCCGCUCUGUUUUCAUAGUCACAUGGGUGUACCCGUGGCUCAAAGCCCUCUGCUUUACAUCAUUAAGCGUCUUCCUGUUGGGAUUCGUAUUAUGGAACAUCGAUAAUAUCUUUUGUGACUCUCUACGAGCCACACGGCAGCAGCUGCCCCCUGUGGUCGGAGCGGUUACACAGCUUCAUGCCUGGUGGCAUAUCCUAACAGGCCUGGGGUCAUAUUUACACAUACUUCUCAGCCUUCAGAUUCGGUCGACCUACCUCAAGCACAGACCAAAAGUGAAGUUUUUAUGUGGCGUUUGGCCGAUGCUGCACAUUGAAUCCCAGAAGGCGAGUUGAAAGGCACUUGAGAAGAGGAAGAUGGACCAACCACUGACCUCAGACAGACAGAGGUCCAGCCAAUGAGCUUCAACGGCAGCAGGAAGUGACCAGAGGCUGUCAGUUUGGUUCCCCUGUUCCCUUGUUCCCUCUUCCCUCUCCGUUUGCCAAGUGCAUUACAGAGAAAGCUGCCAAACGAAGGAAAGCUUCAUUAUUAUAGGUUAGGUGAGCGGUUUGUGGUUUUGUGAUUUUGCACACUAUAUUACGUAUAAAAAUUGUCCUUUAAAUCCGAGGGUCUUAUUAGCAAGAAAGAAGCAGCCAAAACUAGAAUUUGGUUCAGGCUGGUAUUUCUUUGUUGCCUUCAUGAGGGAAACUAAUAUAGCUUUGAAGGAACAUAUCUAGUCAGUUUGGCAUCUCAUAUUUUGUACUUGAACUUGAUGUAAGUUAGCCUGCAAAAGUGACUUGUCUCUACAUUUUUAGAGAUUAUAAAGGUCAAAUUAAACCCACUCUCAGAAAAAAAGGUACUAAUAGAUACUAAUAUGUACACUUUAGGUACCAAUAUGUACUUUUAAGGUACCAGUAUGGACUUUUUAAGUACAAAUGUGUAUUUUCUCAAGAGGUUCCACCCCAGUGACAGCUUUUGUACCUUUUUCUCUGAGAGUGCAGAUCAAAUGAAUGAGUGUUAAUAAGUUUGGAGUAAAGUAAGAUCUUCAUCUUAAAGAUGAGGAUGAGAUAUUACUGUAAUAAUUUUACUGUAAUGAUGGUCAUUGUACUCAGUGUGUUUCAGAGAUACAGUAGCAUGUUACAUAAUCGUUUCCAUGUUACACAUAUUACAUAACAUUAUUAAUUACAGUAGGAGAGAUUAACAAAAGUCAUGAAUCGCUUUGCAAAAUUAAGUGACUCACUUGUCUCAUUCCAUAAUGAAUCAGCGCUUUUGAAUGAAUCGUUCAGUUUAUGAUUCAGUGAAUUAAUGAAUCAAAACACAACUGAUUCAAGUGCAGACCGGAACUAACAGUUGUAUAAAAAUAGUUAUGCAUGAUUUUGCCCUUCAAACAUUUUAGAGCCCCUCAUGUCGCCAAUAUGUAAUUGAUUUAAUUUAUUCUUAUUUUAGAUAAACUAAUUAUAAAUAUAGUGUUAAUAUGAUGAUUUUAUGAAGGAAUUAUUAUGAAUGCUAAUUAGGUUAACACUGAUCUGAGCUAAGAUACUCAUAUGCUGUUACUCAGUCGCGGGUAAAUUAAUUAAAAUCAAUUAAAACCUUACUAUCAUUAGUAAAUGAAUGUCUCAUAAGCUAGAUAGGCCUAUCCUUAUAUUCUCCUCUCUAAUAUUAACUACUUGAACUGCCACUGUCCGUGUUUGCGGUCAGAAAAACAAGUGUGAAGACGUGUAGGCUAUUGAUAUUGGUUCGUCAUUUGUUUUAUGUAUUGUGCCAAGUUAAUGGUUCAACAAUAAUACAAUCAUGUUUAUGUGAAGCACAGUUGAUAAAAAGGAAAUCUUACAUAAUCCGCGAGGCGUGAGGCACAGUGCUCUAGAUAAAACGUUGGUUGCAGUCGAGUUUGUACCACUGAGGGUGCCUUAGAUUAAACUGUAGUUUAUUCCUUGUUGCCUUGACGUCCAUUAUAUUAAACAACUACGAAUUACAUAUUCCAUCACAUAUCUAAUGAUUCAAAUAUAAGAGGUCAUUUUCGCUAAGAGUACAAACCAAGAAAAAACAGCAAAAUUACUGCCACUAUCACCGCAUUUGUGUGCCUCUGUUUAGAUAUUAGGCACUACUUUUUUUUGGACUUGUAAUCUUGCUUAUGACUGAAAUUAUGAGUUAUAAUCAUUUUGUAGCUAACCUUCCCAUCAUUGUCCUGUAAAGGCCGUGUAAUGAUUUAUGUAUGUUAGGCUAUGUGUGUGUGUGUUUUGUAAUUUUUUUGUCUCAUUAAAAUCUAUGUUGCCAAAAC
This is a messenger RNA of Labeo rohita (rohu), 2899 nucleotides long. It is a transcript of the gene acer3, whose product is annotated as alkaline ceramidase 3. NCBI's taxonomy places the organism in Eukaryota, Metazoa, Chordata, Actinopteri, Cypriniformes, Cyprinidae. The record is from RefSeq and is a predicted model, not a curated record. Gene Ontology annotation, biological process: phytosphingosine biosynthetic process; ceramide metabolic process. Gene Ontology annotation, cellular component: endoplasmic reticulum membrane. The transcript has 10 exons. The coding region runs from base 174 to 977 and encodes 267 amino acids.